AUGCCUAAGUUAUUCUGGCACGAACAUCCUGUAAGUGCAUGGGAUGAAUACUUGUCCGGUGAAUGCGACUUUUGUCUGGGAAGCCUUCAAGAUCGGAGCUACUACUGUAACUCGUGUACAAGAAAAUGGCACCGCAAUUGCAUCCCACACGAACCCACGAUCAACCACCAAUCCCACCCGAAUCAUCCGCUGGAGUUUCUUGCUGACGGAAUACCUGAUUACACCGAUGGAAAAUGUCAAUUCUGCCUAGGCAUGAAGUUUGGUUACCACUGUUCGAUAUGCGAUUUCAAUGUGGAUGUAAAUUGUGUCAAGAAACCCCCAGAGCUUACAAUCAAUCACCACAAGUGCCAUGAGCAUACACUCACCCUUAUGGCGAGGGCCGUCUCCUUUGUCUGCAAUGCUUGUGGUACGCUUGGUCAACGAAACGCUUAUGUUUGUCUUGUAUGCUCUCUCAUGUUCCACAAGGAGUGUAUUACUCUGCCACGCGUAAUAAACGUGAACCGUCACAAUCAUCGUGUCUCAUACACCCAUUCUCUUGUCCAUGGAGAUCGGAUAUGCACAGUUUGCUACAAGGAAGUCGAUUGGAGGUACGGAUCUUACUUUUGCUUAAGGUGUCCUAGUUUUGACGCUCAUUCCAAAUGUGCAACUAGAGCGGAUGUAUGGGAUGGAAGCGAUCUCGAAGGUGUAAGUGAAGAAGAGAAAGAUAUUAGUCCUUUCAAGGUGAUAGGUGAAAACCUGAUAAAUCAUUUCUCUCAUGAAGAACACAACUUAGAACUCAUUGUAGAUGCAAAUGCUAUAGAUAAAGUACAAAGCAGUCGGUGUGAAGCAUGUGUUUCUUAUAUAGGUUACGAGCAGUACUAUAGCUGCACGGAACGUGUUUUCUUACUUCAUGAAUCAUGCGCUAACUUUACUCGUCAAAUGCGACAUGGCCUUUCCUCACGUCUUCUUGAUCUGGAAGUUGAGAAAAAAACUUUCAAGUGUUCGACAUGUAAAAGCUUCUCAAAUGGUUUUAAGUAUCAUGUACCUAGUAGGUACUCAUGGAUGGUGAUUUCUGGUGAUGAAUUCUCACUUGAUCUUAGAUGUGCGUCGAUACCAUGGAUCUUUGAUCAUCCGUGCCAUCCCCAUACCUUAUUCCUCACUUCAGUAGACGAUGACACUUGUGGAGCUUGCAACAUGUCGGCACGUCCUGUGCUAAACUGCAUUGAGUGUGAGUUUACUUUAUGCUACGAAUGUGCUAUUCUACCAGAAAAGAUAUAUCACAAGUGCGAUGACCAUCUUCUUUCUUUAUGCCACGCUGAGGAUUCAAGUGUUCAGUAUUGGUGUGAGAUAUGUGAAGCUCAAGCAGACCCCAAGAAAUGGUUUUACACAUGCCAAGAUUGUAGUGUCGUUUGUCAUAUUCAGUGUGCACUUGGUGGUGAUUUUGCUAAUAUCAAGACAGGAAUCCCGGCCAUCGAUGGCAUGACGGAAUUUGAAGUGGUUCUGAAUGGUGGUAUCACUCGACCACGUUGCUUCAAAUGUUUAUCGCGCUGCCAAGCUCCCGUUAUUUUACAAGGUUCUUCUGAUAACGGUGUUUUGGAUUAUGCUUGUUCUUUUGUGUGUUCAUAUUGGGAAAGUUUGUGGCAACAAAGUGUAUCGGUGCCGACCGAAGAGGACAUUUUCUAG
Messenger RNA from Microthlaspi erraticum, 1662 nucleotides. Lineage: Eukaryota; Viridiplantae; Streptophyta; Magnoliopsida; Brassicales; Brassicaceae. The record is from the annotation of a GenBank genome assembly.